Messenger RNA from Juglans microcarpa x Juglans regia, 1034 nucleotides. Its product is annotated as membrane-anchored ubiquitin-fold protein 3-like. Gene Ontology annotation, molecular function: protein binding. The record is from RefSeq and is a predicted model, not a curated record. Bases 402 to 791 code for a protein of 129 amino acids. Lineage: Eukaryota; Viridiplantae; Streptophyta; Magnoliopsida; Fagales; Juglandaceae. The transcript is spliced from 5 exons.
UAAACAUAUCCCAGACACACAAAUCUCAGUAUCUAUCUCUGAUCUGUACUCUCCCUCUCUCUCUCUCGAGCCAAAAUCGUAAGCAGACACUGAAUCGAAUCUCUGAAGUCUGACUGAUCCUCAAUUCAUGGCUUCUUGACCAGGUCUAAAUGUAUUAUUCUAGAGAUAUUCUUUGGGGCACUAUCGGCUGUGGAAGCUGUUCGAUCAUAUGAAGUGCUUACUUGGCUGGAUUGGUUCGAUAGCCAUCGAGUCAGAUUCACAUUUGUUUCAUGCUUUCGUGCAGGUUCGUUUCUGUAAAUUUGCCCAGGUGGGUAGGGAGCGACUAGAUUCAUUUAGUGGAAGCAUUGUUUUGGUGUUACAUUGUGCUUUCAAGCUUGGUAAAGGAGGAAAAGGGCUAUAUUAUGGGUGAAGGAGAGGAGGGUAUUGAACUUAAAUUCCGCAUUUACGAUGGUACCGAUAUGGGCCAUAGUACUUAUGCAUCAUCAACGACGGUUGCAACUCUUAAGCAAAAGCUUGUUGCUGAGUGGCCUCAAGACAAAACAACCACUCCAAAGGCAAUUAAUGAUGUAAAACUCAUACAUGCUGGUAAAAUCUUGGAGGAUAACAGGACACUUGCUGAUUCCAGAAUAACUAUUGGCGACCUUCCUGCUGGUGUUAUUACCAUGCAUGUUGUGGUACAGCCUCCUGCCACCAAAAAGAAGACAGUUAUAGGGUCUAACAUUCUAUCUUCAUUGUAUCUUUCUCAAUGGAUGCUUUUGUGGACGAAGAUGAGGAGCAUAUGCGAAAGAUGAAUUCAUGCUCCUGCACCAUCCUUUAAUUUGCGAAGCAUACUCUGUAUGCUGUUGAAGAUUUGAAUCAGUAGUUUUACAUUUUUGCUUUCCUUGAAGAUGGAAGUGUAAUGUAGCCUUAUAAAUAGCAAUUAUGAUCGUGCAGGUUGCCCUUUUUUGUUCUUGUAAUUUCUUCUAUUGUCUUUCAUUUGUAGUCAAUUCUCUUUUAAGUGAAAUCAGAAUAUCUACCAUGGUCCUUUUUGUCGA